Messenger RNA from Naegleria lovaniensis, 519 nucleotides. RefSeq lists its product as uncharacterized. Bases 1 to 519 code for a protein of 172 amino acids. Lineage: Eukaryota; Heterolobosea; Eutetramitea; Acrasida; Naegleriidae. The transcript has 3 exons. The record is from RefSeq and is a predicted model, not a curated record.
AUGCUUGAUGUAGUUUUAGCAAUUUCAUUAUGUGGAUUAGUGGCUCUAUUCAUCACUCCGGUGAAUUCUCAUACAUCCCGAUUUAAAUAUUUUUCGAAUAGAGAUCCAAUGGAAAUAAUUUAUAGGAUUAAAAAAGAAGAAGAAUUACUUGCUAUCAGGGAUGAAUCGUCACAAAAUAUUGUCACAACACCACAACAUACUUCAACUAGUAUUGUACCACACUCGAGACCUGAUAAUAAUCAAUUAAUGAUAUUAAGGGAUCCUGUCAUUUCCAAUCCCUCAUGGUUGGUUCAUGUGACACCACUCUCCUCCCCAGUAAAUUCGACCAAUAUGGUAGUUCAUAUUUUGACCAAUUCCUUGAUGGGAAAAAUGUUUCAAUACAUGAUGAAGACGUUUGAGAAAGUCAGAAAGGAAAGAAAACAGCCAGCUACUGCGUUACCUAUGUCUACAAACGUGGGCCAAGCACCACCGCAAAUAUUGAACACAAAAUCCUUAAUUCAUCAUUCACCAGUGAAAUAG